This is a messenger RNA of Alosa alosa (allis shad), 1764 nucleotides long. It is a transcript of the gene pdgfrl, whose product is annotated as platelet-derived growth factor receptor-like. NCBI's taxonomy places the organism in Eukaryota, Metazoa, Chordata, Actinopteri, Clupeiformes, Clupeidae. The transcript is spliced from 6 exons. Bases 97 to 1203 code for a protein of 368 amino acids. The record is from RefSeq and is a predicted model, not a curated record.
ACUCCAGAGUUUCCUGAACUGCUCCCUGGCGUGCUCCUCUCCUGGCUCUCCCUCUCUGUGCUUCUCCCCCCUCGAUCGGCGGCUCCCUGCGUGGACAUGAAGCUCCCAGUGCUCCUCAUGCUCGGGGGGAUCCUACUGGAACUUCACACCGGUGUCUGCCAGCAACCAAAGCGUAGAGAGGACCUGGGUGAGAACCGCAUCCGGCCUGGACGAAAGAGGACGAAGGUCAAGUACCCCAAACUGAAGGAGAAGGAGAAGGAGAGUGGAAAGGCUGGGUCCAUCCUCACACAGGUUUUGGACAAGGGUCGCUUCCUGCGGCUUGGAGAGACCCUGACCCAAAAUCCUGGAAAAACCCUUGAGCUGCGAUGCAAGGGCAGCAAGAUCGGCUGGGCCUACCCCUCCUAUCUGGACACCUUUAAUGACACUCGACUCACCAUCAAGCAACAGGAGAAGUUUGGUCAACUGAUCCUGACGUCGCCCUCUGCUGCUGACACAGGGGAGUACAGCUGCUGGCCAGUUCUGUGUGAUGGAAAUGAGUGUGAGAAGGACCUAGACCGCACCUCAGCCACUUACAUCUAUUUCACUGACAAAGAUGAGUUAUUUGUUCCGUCGCCGAUACACUUUGAGAUUGUCUACAUGCGGCCUGACAAGCCUGCCAUGGUCCCCUGCCGGGUGACCAGCCCAGGCACUGAGGUGUCCCUGCACAGAGAGGUGCCCCCAGAGGUCAUCGCAGUGGACGGGACUGCCAUCUCCUACAACCCAACCAAGGGUUUCAUCCUGCAGAACCCCAGCUCAGAGUACCAGGGCGCCUUCUACUGCAAAGCUGCCACCAAAUCCACACCACAGAUCUCUACCAAGUACAUGCUGCUUUAUGUGGAGGUUCCGAGUGGCCCCCCUUAUGCCACUCUGGAGGCCUCAGCUGAGAGCAUACGUGCAGGGGACACCUUCAACAUCACCUGCACAGUCCUGGGGGAGCCCGAGAUCGAUGUGAACUUCAGCUGGAGGUUUCCAGGCCAGGACAUGCGUCCAGUUCUCAUCCACAACGAAUGGCGGCUGAUGAACAGGGGACCUAGCCACACAACUCGCAUUUCCACCAGUGUCAUCACUGUGGAGGAUGUGGAGGAAUCUAUUGACUUUGGAAGGUACAUCUGCACAGCCAAGAACAAGCUUGGGGAGACAUCUGUGGCUAUGAGUAUGAACUAAAUGAGUAUAAACUAAAUGAGUAUGAACUAAAUGAGUAGCUUCUAUACCUUUUCUAAACAACUGAAAGUCAGUGACAGGGAUACUACUCUUUAUGUUGGGGCAUUGACAAAUGCAACAAAAAUGAAAACAAUGAAAAGCAAGUUAUUUGGCAUAAAUAUUUCAAUUUUCUCACACAACUUGAUCUUAAAUAUCAGAUUUAGAUGCAUUCAGUUUAUAAUUUUGUGUGUAUGUUCAUUUAACUAAAGUGCUUUCAAAUCAUUUUUUUUUGUAGAUUGUUGCAUUUGUGUUUCAAACAUAAAGGUGCUGUUGCACCUUGGUUGUUUUCAUGUUAUCAAACAUUAUUUCAGCAUAAAUAAAACUACCACUCUUUUUGUAAGACACUGGUUUCUGUUAAACCAGUCAUCACCUGUACAUAGAUGGGAAAACACUCUGCCUUGCCUUUAAUGGGUUUCAUAUGUGGAAUGUGCAGCACAGUUCCGUAGCUCAGUUUAGUUCAAGAAUUUUCUCUCCACUUUCCCUCUCCUUCUUCCAAUAAAUAUAAAAUAAAUUCAUUCAUUUAUA